ACUCGUCAACGUAAAACCACCAAAAUCCCCUAGCUUGCUACGUGUUUAUGCAAACGUCAAUUUUCACUUGUCUCAAUGUGGAGGUGUAAUUAAAGUAAAUAUUUUUUGAAUAAAACUGUGCCGCCUAAUAAUAACUGCUUUUAUGGGUUUAAACAACUGUUUUGUGUGAAGUGGACAUAACCCUAAAGACACGUCAGCUACACAUAUUUGCGAAUUUUUUAAAAUGUUGACGAAAUUUGAGACGAAAUCGGCCCGUGUGAAGGGGCUGUCGUUCCAUCCGAAGCGUCCGUGGAUUCUAGCCAGCUUGCAUAAUGGAUCCAUUCAACUUUGGGACUAUCGCAUGUGCACUCUGCUCGAAAAGUUUGACGAACACGAUGGUCCAGUCAGAGGCAUUUGUUUCCACAACCAGCAACCCUUGUUCGUCUCAGGGGGUGACGACUAUAAAAUUAAAGUCUGGAACUACAAACAAAAACGUUGCAUUUUCACUUUGUUGGGUCAUCUCGAUUACAUUCGUACUACCAUGUUCCACCAUGAGUACCCUUGGAUCGUGUCAGCCUCUGACGAUCAAACUAUCCGCAUCUGGAACUGGCAAAGUCGUACCUGCAUUUGCGUUCUGACAGGUCACAACCAUUACGUAAUGUGUGCGAUGUUUCACCCGUCGGAGGACCUAUUGGUGUCUGCGUCACUCGAUUCCACGGUCCGAGUCUGGGACAUCUCCGGCUUACGCAAGAAAAACGUCGCCCCGGGUCCCGGAGGGUUAGAAGAGCAUUUGAAAAAUCCCGGUACUACCGACCUGUUCGGGCAAGCCGACGCCGUCGUGAAACAUGUUCUUGAAGGCCACGAUCGUGGGGUAAACUGGGCUUGUUUCCACCCCACUUUACCUUUGAUCGUGUCGGGUGCCGAUGAUCGACAAAUCAAACUGUGGCGCAUGAACGAUUCCAAAGCAUGGGAAGUGGAUACCUGCCGCGGACACUACAACAACGUUUCGUGCGUUCUGUUCCACCCUCGCCAGGAACUACUCCUUUCCAACAGCGAAGACAAAAGUAUCCGGAUAUGGGACAUGGCGAAGCGCAAUUACUUGCACACUUUCCGCAGAGAACACGACCGUUUUUGGGUUUUGACCGCGCACCCGAAUUUGAAUUUGUUUGCCGCCGGACACGACACAGGCAUGAUAAUAUUCAAAUUAGAGCGCGAACGGCCUGCGUACACCGUCCAUGGUAACUUCUUGUACUACGUCAAGGACCGCCAUUUACGGAAACUCGACUUUACGACUUCGAAGGAUAUCCCGGUUAUCCAGAUUAGAGGCGGAGGGAAGACCCCCGUUUUUAGAAUGUCGUUCAAUCCUGCCGAAAAUGCAGUUUUGUUGUCGAUUCGGUCCUCGAAUGUGGACAACAGCACGUACGAUUUGUACACCAUAGCUAAGGAAUCGGAGCGGGAGGACCAGGUUCCCGAAGCCGAAAGCAAAAGGUCUUCGGGUUUGACCGCAUUGUGGGUCGCCCGGAAUAGGUUUGCGGUAUUGGAUAGGUCGCAUCAACUCGUCAUCAAAAAUUUGAAGAACGAAGUGACCAAGAAGGUCCAGACACCACCUUGCGAUGAGGUGUUCUACGCCGGGACUGGGAUGCUGUUGCUACGGGACCCGGAACAUGUGACGUUGUUCGACGUUCAACGUAAACGGACGCUGGAUCAGGUCAAAAUAAACAAAUGCCGGUACGUCGUGUGGUCCCAGGACAUGAAUUUCAUAGCUUUGUUAGCUAAGCACUCUGUCACAGUUUGUAACAGAAAAUUGGAAGUGUUGUGUUCUCUUCACGAGAAUACAAGAGUCAAAUCGGGAGCUUGGGAUGAUUCUGGAGUUUUCAUUUAUACCACCAGUAAUCACAUCAAGUAUACUUUGAUUCACGGCGAUCAUGGCAUAAUUCGCACUCUUGAUUUGCCAAUUUACAUCACAAGGGUCAAGGGAAAGCACGUCUUUUGUCUAGACAGGGAGUGUAAGCCUCGGGUCCUGACCAUCGACCCUACCGAAUACAAAUUCAAGUUAUCCCUGAUCCACCACCGUUACGACGAAGUCCUAUACAUGGUUAAGAACUCCAGACUUGUAGGUCAAGCUAUCAUUUCUUACUUGCAGCAGAAAGGUUACCCAGAAGUAGCACUACACUUCGUCAAGGAUGACAAGACUCGUUUUACUUUGGCUUUGGAGUGUGGUAACAUCGAAAUAGCGCUAGAUGCAGCCAAAGCUUUGAACGACAAAAUGUGCUGGGAACAGUUAGCCCAAACUGCUUUGUGGCACGGCAACCACCAAGUAGUCGAAAUGUGCUACCAACGCACCAAGAGCUUCGAAAAACUGUCGUUCCUAUACCUAAUCACCGGAAACCUAGACAAGCUACGAAAGAUGACCAAAAUCGCUGAAAUCCGAAAAGCUAGAUCUUCGCAGUACCACGGCGCGUUGCUCCUUGGUGACGUCCAAGAACGCAUACGAGUACUGAAAGCCUCAAACCUAACGUCGCUUGCGUACUUGACCGCGGCGACUCACGGCUACGAGGAAGAAGCAGAAGAACUGAAGGGUUUAAUCGGCAACGAGAAGAAGGUCCCUGAUGUUGAUCCCAACGCCAAAUUCUUCAUCCCUCCGCCUCCAAUCCAGCAAGCCGAAAGCAACUGGCCUUUGCUCACGGUGAGCCGCAGCUUCUUCGAAACCAACGCUAUGGUUCAAGCCGCUUCUAAGAGCUUGAUGGUGGAACCAAUCGCCGAACCUUUGGACGAAGACGUCGCGGGUUGGGGCGACGACGACGAAGAGCUUGACGUGGAUACUGAGAGAAAGUACGAUGAUGCGGCACCUGCGGAUAGCGAAGGUGGAUGGGAUGUGGAGGAUGCGGAUUUGGAGAUCCCCGAUUUGGGGACGUCGCAGCCGCAACAGUCAGCUGACAACUUCGUGCACUUGCCGACGCAAGGACCCAACGCGACUUUGACGUGGACGAAGAACUCGCAACUCGCCGCUGACCACAUAAUGGCGGGUUCCUUCGAGUCUGCGUGCAGGUUGUUGCACGACCAACUCGGUAUAGUGAAUUUCGAGCCCUACGAGAGCGCAUUCAUUGGUUUAUAUGGCGGGUCGAGGACCAUCACGACUUGGCAAGCUAACGUACCGUCGAACUUUACUUAUCCGUUGCGGAAUUGGAAGGACGCCGGACCCAAAGGAGGACUGCCUGUAGCAGGGAUCAAGCAAAACGAUUUGGUUCAAAAACUACAGGUUUGCUAUCAGUUGACGACGGGUGGCAAAUUCAGUGAAGCGAUCGAAAAGUUCCGCGGGCUACUUCUUCAAAUUUCGCUUUUGGUGGUAGACAACAAGCAGGAGAUUUCGGAAGCCGAGCAGUUGUUGAGAUUGUGUAGGGAAUACAUUUGUGGGCUUCAAAUGGAAACUCUGCGCAAGAGUUUACCGAAAACGUCCCUAGAAGAACAGAAGCGUCAAUGUGAGAUGGCGGCUUAUUUCACCCAUUGUAAUUUGCAGUCGGUCCAUCAGAUAUUGACGCUACGUACUGCUUUGAACAUGUUUUUCAAACUAAAGAACUAUAAAACUGCCGCUUCUUUUGCAAGGAGGUUGUUGGAAUUAGGUCCCAGACAGGAUGUGGCGUCCCAAGCGAGGAAGAUCUUACAGGCUUGCGAUUCUAAUCUUUCAGAUGAAUUGCAGUUGCACUAUGACGAACAUAACCCCUUUAAUUUGUGUGGUUAUUCCUAUACUCCUAUUUAUAGAGGUAAACCGGAGGAAAAGUGUCCGUUCUGUGGUACUUCGUAUCUUCCGAAAUAUAAGGGAUGCGUCUGCAGUGUUUGCACGGUGGCAGAAAUUGGCAAAGAUAGUAUUGGACUGCGUAUUAGUGUUCAUCAGUUUAGAUAAAUGUUACUCCACUUAAUAAUAUAUUACAAUGUGAUUAAAAUAAACGUUAUUUAAGGUGUAA
Molecule: messenger RNA, 3941 nt
Organism: Zophobas morio
Lineage: Eukaryota; Metazoa; Arthropoda; Insecta; Coleoptera; Tenebrionidae
Gene: alphaCOP
Product: coatomer subunit alpha
Exons: 8
Coding region: 224-3880 (1218 amino acids)
Biological process (GO): intra-Golgi vesicle-mediated transport; retrograde vesicle-mediated transport, Golgi to endoplasmic reticulum; endoplasmic reticulum to Golgi vesicle-mediated transport
Cellular component (GO): COPI vesicle coat
Molecular function (GO): structural molecule activity; protein binding
Source: RefSeq, a predicted model, not a curated record